Molecule: messenger RNA, 1146 nt
Organism: Seriola aureovittata
Lineage: Eukaryota; Metazoa; Chordata; Actinopteri; Carangiformes; Carangidae
Gene: nms
Product: neuromedin S
Exons: 7
Coding region: 270-605 (111 amino acids)
Source: RefSeq, a predicted model, not a curated record
CACGCGGGUGUGGUGAUUGGUCACCUCUACGUAUGAGAGGAUGCUUGUCAGCCUGCAGUUGUGUGCUUUUAAACUGCGGCGGGCAGAGGGUACAGCGGUCAGACCACACAGCUGCCGGGGAUCGAGUUCAACAAGCCGAGCCGAGCCGAGCCGAACCGAACCGAACCGAACCGCAUCGAAGUGAGAAGCCCGGUGAGAACCACAAGGCAGAGCCUCUCCAAAAAGCGCGCAACUAACACAGAGGAAGAGGAGCGAGGACACUCAGAGACAUGACUCUGUCAACUGUGCCACAGCCUUUUCUUUUAUGUUUACUCUGGUUUGUUGGAUGUUGGAGCACGACAGAUGCCAGCCCCUAUGAUCGGUGGGAAGAUGGCUUGGCGUUAAGACAGGUGCGCGGCAUCCAAAGUAAUGACUUGAGUGACGUUCUGUGGAGAGACCAGAAUGAGGAACAAGUCCAGAAUGUUUUCAAAAGAUUUCUGUUUCAUUACUCCAAAGCGCGUAACUCUGUUGGAGCUGUACAGCAUGAGUCUCACUCCGUUCACCCUCUGAUGCGACUGUCGCCUAAGCUUUCCCAGAGGAGAAAGAAGGUGCUACUUCUGAUUUGAGAACUGCCAGAGGGGAUAUUGUAAAAGAAAAACCUGAAAAACAAAGGAAAUGAGAACAGAAGAAGAAGAGCAGCAGGCGGCUUCUCCUCUGGACGUCCCGUCCAAAAUCAGCUGAAAGAGCGACGCAGAGAAUCUCCAGCAGACUUUUUGUUAACAGAAAAUAAAUUAUUGUAUAGAUGGAAAAAUAUAUAUAGCACUGCACUGUCAUGGCUGCCACGUGUCUUCCUGCUUCCAAAUGUCAAGUGGUGUAAGUUUGUGGUGAAAUGUUCCCAAAUGCACAUUUGGCAUGAUGCACUGUUACACACGAAAGGGGGGUGUCACAAAAUACAAACAAAACACUCAAAAUAAGCUCUUAAGCAAGUUCUUUAUGGUCGACAGUGACACAGAUUCCAAAAAAGAAAAAAAAAAAAAAAAGAGCUCGUAGAAAAGAAACGAUUAUUGUGGCAAAGAGGUGAACUCACAUUUAAUUUAACAGGUUUAAAUACAGUACAUGUACUUUUUGUGACAAACUGAUCAAACAUAAUAAAAAAGUUAAAAUUUG